GUUCCUGGUGAUGUAAGUUUUGCUGGUUUAUUCACUUUAAACUCCUCCACAAGUUCCAGCGAAUGUAAUGGUAAAGUCUCAUCUUCGUCUGUUAUGGAACUGGAAGCAGUGAAAUGGGCAAUACAACGACUGAAUGACAACAAUUACAUUCCCGGAGUCAAAUUAGGAUUGAUUGCGUACCCUACAUGUCAAUCAGAACAGCUGGCCGGGUACAGAGCAAUGGAGAUCGCUACAGCAAUUAAAGAGAAAUCACAAAAUAUCCUAGGCAUCAUUGGUGCAACAAGGAGUUCUGAAUCGGAAUCCGUGGCUACUAUUCUGUCCAGACUUCCUGUCGCAAUCUCGCCCCCGAUGAUGUCAUAUUCCUCCACCUCCGUGUCUUUGAGUGAUAAAACCAGAUUUCCGAAUUUCUUCAGGACGAUUUAUUCAGAUCAUAUACAAAUAGAGGUAAUGACGUCACUGCUGUUGGAAUUACAAUGGAAUUAUGUAUCGAUUGUUCACGAAAACAACGCAUACGGCCUUCAUGGCGCAGAAACAUUGCAAGUGGUUUUGGAAAAACACGGAAUAUGCAUCCGCACAAUAAAUGGAUUUAACACAACGUAUGGGGUUGAAUUAUCUCUACUUAAUCAGAUCAUUAAAAACAUCACUUCACCGGCAGAUGGCGCAGUCAGUGGAAUACUGUUUUUUGGUGGUCAAAUUUCCGCCGAAAAAUUUUUGACGGCCCUUGCAGACAUGAAGCUUGGUGGAGAUACGCCAUCAGUAAUUUUUUCAGAAGGUGCCGGAACCUCAAAUAUUGUGUUUAAUGAUAGAACUUUACCAGCAUCUAGAGGAAACCUUGUUGUGAGUCCUACAUACCAACCAGUGGAAGAAUUCCUGACGCACUGGAAAAAUAUUUUUCAAAACAAGACAUUCCUGGCUCAAGAGAAGAUAACGAAUCCUUGGCUUGAGGACGUAUUAAGAGAAAUUAAAACUUGUGGUAACUGCGAGUUUCCCACGGCAGAAGAUAUCAAUAAUGCCGCAUCAAACAAUAUCUACGUAAAAUUUGCUCUAGAAACUGUUUGCAUGUUUGCGAAAGUUUUAAAAGAUUCUCGACAAUUAUUGUGUUCUAACGAAAAUUGCAGUUCCCUUCAGGCCAAUGCCAUGAAUAUUUUUUCAAAUUCUUUAAAAUCUGUCGACGUGAACGUGUCUGUCGAGUUUUCAACAAUUCUUCCUACAAAUAGUCGAUUAAAAUUUGACAAAAAUGGUGAUAUUGACUCCAAUAUAAAGAGAACCGAGUUGUCGGUAUAUAACCACCGAAAAUGUGUUGCAGACAAUUCAAAAUUUUGUUUUGUCCAGGUGGCGAAUUACUUUGACGAUAAAAUUUCUAUAAAUAGAACUUUACUGAAGGAUUACGACCAAAGAGGUAUCGAGAGAAGCUUCCACAAAGCCCAGUGUAAACAAGGCGACAUCUGUACGUCCUGUAUUGGAAACCACGAACACUUAUACUACAAACCCGGAGACCUGAUCAUUGUUGCGGCAUUCCCUAUCCAUAACGUCGGCACUGAACCCUUACGGUGCGGAGGAUUGCGGAGUAAUACGGGUCUUGACGUAGCUUUGGCCAUAGAACACGCCGUGGAAACGAUUAAUAAAGAUUCAACAAUUUUCAGUGAUACUUCAAUCGGUUUCAUAAUUUUAGAUACUUGUAACGACCCUUUAAUCAUUCAGCAACGAGUAUUACAUCUAUUUCGGAAAGAUGGAUAUCGAAGACUUCCGCCGGAUAUCGCAGAUAGGAUUCUUGGUUAUGUUGGAUCGUUAGGGAGUACACCGACUAUUGCAAUGGUCUCUGUCACAAAGAAGCUUGAAGGAAAGCCCCAGGUUGGAUGUUGUUCAACGUCUCCAUUGCUUUCCAACAAAGAACGAUAUCCAAAUUUUGUACGAGUUUCAACGCCACUUGAUAGGACAGCAGAUACGAUGGUUCAAGUAGCCAAAAAACUAAAUGCAAGGUACAUUCAAAUCAUAUAUAGCUCCGGAUCCUAUGGUGAAGGUGGAAAAAAUGCCAUCAUAUCCAGUGCGAAGAAGUAUGGUGUCUGUGUAGCAAACUCAAUUGAAGUGCCAGAAAAAUCUAACUAUAACACAGUUCUAGACAAACUUAGAGUUAAACCCUCGGCCAAAGUGGUUUUGACUUUUCUUCGAUCUCACGUUGGGCCACAUGUUAUGCAGGUUACGGCGAACAAGAUGCAAGCAGAGGGUGAGUUUUACUUCAUAGCAUCAGAAACUCUUGGCACGCGUACACAGUAUCUCAUUCCGAGAUUGAGAGGGACUGUAUCUGUUGCGCAGGUGAUGCCACAAGAUACCUCCUAUUUGCAAUAUUUGAGAACCAAGUCGCCAAAACCAACAGACGACAAUUCUUGGCUUCUUGAUAUUAUUCAAAGUCGCCAACGAUGCUACUUUCCGUGGAGCUUUAAUAAAACUGAUGCUCUAACUCGGCAAUGUGGUUCAAGUGACCAUAUUUUUAAUAACGCUAGCCUUUUGGUUGACCCAUGGGCACCAUACCUUUUAAAUGCUGCUUUAGCCUUACUGAAGGGUUCCGAUAGUGCAUUGCGCGAUAUAUGCCAAACAACGAAAACAAUUUGUUCUGGAUAUUCUAAUACAAACAAGGUUCUGCAACACAUAAAAAAUGUCAACCUUGAUCUCAAUCAAAACGGUUCAUCAGUUCCAGUUUUUGAUGAAAACGGAAAUGGGAUAUACGGUCAUACAAUAUAUGCCAUCGUAUCUGAAGAAGGAAAAUUGACUUUCAAAAUGAUAGGACACUGGUCACAGUCAGCCGGUUUAACUUUUGGUUAUGAAGACGAAAUUUUCCCGGGUUAUUCUGGUCAGACAGAGUGUCCAAAUCCACAGGACUGUAAAUUCUGCAACAGUUUGCUGCAGACAGAUGGAACUGGAAGUGAUGUCGGUGCAGUGACGUCAUCUGAACUGUCAUCAACGGCAAAUAUCUCUCUGACUGUAGCUGUAUCGGUCACAAGUUUUCUUGCUAUUGUAUUCAUCGGUAUCUUUUGUUACCAGUGCUAUCAAAAACGUCAAGCAGCAGCAGAUCCUUAUAUUACACCUAGUGGCAUGGCGGGGAUCGGAAAUGAGUGUUAUUUGGAGGUCCACGACAUGGAAAGAUCUAACUCAAAUAACGAGAUAGAUUGUACGGGAUAUAAAUUUUACCAAUAAACUUGAUUGAUUGUUUCAGAUUUUAUAUAUACCGAAAAUCGAUUCCUUAUUAUGUUCUACAUAUGUAGCUUUUGAAUACCUAAUUUUUUUUUCCAUUUUAUUUUGAACAACCCAAUGCUAAAAAUACGUCAUGCAUAAAUUGCAUCAUUUUUUUUCAUGUAUGGCCA
This is a messenger RNA of Saccostrea cuccullata (small rock oyster), 3359 nucleotides long. RefSeq lists its product as uncharacterized. Lineage: Eukaryota; Metazoa; Mollusca; Bivalvia; Ostreida; Ostreidae. Gene Ontology annotation, biological process: G protein-coupled receptor signaling pathway. Gene Ontology annotation, molecular function: adenylate cyclase inhibiting G protein-coupled glutamate receptor activity. The record is from RefSeq and is a predicted model, not a curated record. Gene Ontology annotation, cellular component: plasma membrane. The coding region runs from base 94 to 3192 and encodes 1032 amino acids. The transcript has 9 exons.